Molecule: messenger RNA, 1917 nt
Organism: Talaromyces amestolkiae
Lineage: Eukaryota; Fungi; Ascomycota; Eurotiomycetes; Eurotiales; Trichocomaceae
Exons: 5
Coding region: 1-1917 (638 amino acids)
Biological process (GO): cellular response to oxidative stress
Cellular component (GO): nucleus; cytoplasm
Molecular function (GO): glutathione disulfide oxidoreductase activity
Source: RefSeq, a predicted model, not a curated record
AUGGCUGGUACUGCCACUGCUAUAUCCUCCACAGAUGCUUUGACAUCCCCUCCAAAUCUCACCACGGCAUGGGACCUAGCUGUUCCGUUAGGAUCAGAGGCCGACACUAUAACGCCGAAACGUACGUCUAAUGAAUCCAGUUCUCUCUACAAUAAACCCAAUUAUCGUCACCGGACACCGAAUGGCAAUCCUCGUUCUCGCACCUCAUCGCAAACCGGCUCAAGGCGGGGAAGUAACGCACAUGACACUUAUGGACGUGAAAUUGGACCCAUGACUAAAGAAAUGGCGGACUCUUACAGUAAUGGCCAUGUUUGGAAGGGUGACCAGCCUGGUAAGGCAUCCGUGGACACCGACGGUCCACCGAACGACGACAACUGGAUCCACCGAGAUAAGUUGGCACGGAUAGAGAGCCAGGAGCUACAACAAGCGGCCAUGCGCAUUCAACGGCAGGUGCGUACGGGCAGUAAAUCAAGCAGCAUGCGUGGUCGUAGCCACGAUACACAGAGUCUGAACGGAACCGUUGCCACACCUCCAGAGCAGACAGAAUCCUGGCCUGGUUUACAGAGACAACAACUAGAAUCACCAAUACCAUUCGAAGACUCCGAUGAGCAAGAAAUCGAAAGCGAAAGGGUGAAUUGGGAUUUACGACGACCUGAGGAAAUUGCUGCGUCAUCUUUUGAAGGAAACGACGAUGCGUCAUCAAAAUUCUACAAAAGCCCGGCCCUGAAGAAGAGUUCUUCACGAAUCCCCGUUUUAGCUUCUAGCCCUCAUCAGGCCUCGGAUUCAAAUGAUCGUGAGUCCUCCAAUCAGCGCAUUCGCACUCGCACCGUAAGCAGUGGAGAUGAAGAUGGCGUAUCCCAUAUCCCGAGUCGCAGAGCCAGUGAAUCAGCAGUAAUUGACACCCCUGAAGCCUCUCCCGAGCCAGGCUAUAGUACGACGCCUCCACUAUCCACUAGCCGGCCCAACAGUCGCGGCGGGAUGCUUUCGCAAGUGCAGUCGUCUCCUACGAAGAAAGCGCCUACCAAAGGCACCUCUACCGCUCGAAAGUCGUCCGCUCCGCCCAAUAAUCGCAAACCCUCGGCCUCAGUCAAACCGAGAGCCACUUCUGGAAGUAGCACAAAAGACCGACCUGUUACGCGAUCUGGAGAUAAUCGUCCAUCGACAUCUGCAAACCGUCCUGAAGGUGAUCCACCUUGGUUGGCUACUAUGUACAAACCGGAUCCUCGUUUACCGCCCGAUCAACAAAUGCUACCAACGCAUGCAAAGAAAAUGCAACAAGAGCAAUGGGAGAAAGAGGGCAAGACCCCGACAGCCUAUGACCGUGAAUUCGCGCCAUUGGCUGUCCGUCCAGAUGAGCCAGUGUCAGUGCCUACUACAGAGAUGAAAAAUGAAGCUGCGACUACCGAUGGGGACAAUCUUGCAGCAGAUUCAGGAUCUCCGUGGCCUCUUCAACCUCCAAGGAGCCCUGAACCUACACGUCCGGGAACAAGCGGAACCAACUAUAGACGCCGCAUUAGUCCUUCUAUCAAAUCUAUUCAGCCCACCAUUUCAGCCCUUUUCUCCAGACUUUUCGGCAGCUUAGCCGCUCGCCCUAUAUCUCCCGGUACCAUGUCUGCUGCCAAGAUCAAGGCUCAGAGCAUCAUUGAUGAGAACAAAGUUGUCGUGUUUUCGAAGUCCUAUUGCCCGUACUGCAAGUCAACAAAGUCGCUUUUGACCGGUCUCGGUGCGCCUUACUACGUUCUUGAGUUGGAUCAAGUCGACGACGGCGCCGCUAUUCAAGACGCUCUCGAAGAAAUCACCAGCCAACGCUCCGUUCCCAACAUCUUCAUCAACAAGGAGCACAUUGGAGGAAAUUCCGACCUCCAGGCUCGCAAGAACGAGCUACCUCAGUUGCUGAAGGAUGCUGGUGCUUUGUAA